Molecule: messenger RNA, 2334 nt
Organism: Cotesia congregata
Lineage: Eukaryota; Metazoa; Arthropoda; Insecta; Hymenoptera; Braconidae
Source: the annotation of a GenBank genome assembly
AUGAAUUCACUGGGCGAGUUUUGCUCCCUUUUCUGCUGUCCGCCUUGUCCGUCCAGGAUAGUCGCCAAACUGGCGUUCGCACCUCCAGAACCCACCUACAGCUUUUUAGAAGACGAAGGCUCCAAGUUCACGAUAUCUUUAUCAAAAAGAGCCGAGUGGCACUACACGGAACGUGAAAAAGAGUCCAUUGAAGGAUUCUACGCAAGGACAUCCAGAGGAAACCGAAUUGCGUGUCUGUUCGUGAGGUGUUCAGCGACUGCCAGGUUUACGAUUCUUUUCUCCCAUGGCAAUGCGGUGGACCUGGGCCAGAUGUCAAGCUUCUACUUGGGACUUGGCUCCAGGAUCAACUGCAACAUAUUCAGCUACGACUACUCCGGCUACGGAGUCUCUGGGGGAAAACCCUCGGAAAAGAAUCUCUACGCGGAUAUCGACGCUGCUUGGCACGCUCUCAGGACCAGAUAUGGCAUCAGCCCGGAAAAUAUUAUUCUGUAUGGUCAGAGCAUCGGAACAGUUCCGACUGUUGAUUUGGCUGCGAGAUAUGAGGUAGGAGCUGUUAUUCUUCACUCACCGCUGAUGUCCGGGAUGAGGGUCGCCUUUCCUAACACCAAGAGGACUUGGUUCUUUGACGCUUUUCUUAGCAUAGACAAAGUACCCAAAGUAAUGUCACCUGUCUUGGUGAUUCACGGCACGGAGGAUGAUGUCAUUAAUAUCAGCCAUGGUUUAGCGAUAUAUGAAAGAUGUCCUAAAGCUGUUGAGCCACUCUGGGUUGAGCCCGUAGAAGACGAGCAGACAAAUUUAGAUAAAGAAGAACACGACAAGUCUAUUUCAAAUUAUCUAAAUACAAUAAGCCGGGCCAUGUUACUCUGCGACGACGAGCCGUCACCUGAAUCAAGCGACGAGGUAUUUUUUUUCUGUGAAGAGCAAGCAAAUAAUCUUAAUAUAAACAAUAAAUGUGAUGAUUCUAAAGACUCUAAAGAUAAUAAUAAAAUAAUAAACAACUCGUACUCUAAAAGUUCAUCGAUUGAUCAAUCGGUUACCAAGGCUGAUAAUCAAGUUGUUAUUAUUAACAACAAACAAAAGGGUAGGAAAAAUCCUAAUCUGUUUAAUCGCAAGAGAAAUAACAAAAAGUCUCCAGAUAAUCAAGAUUUUUCCAAGGCCAAUUACUCGCUUAAAGAGGUCAAUCCGGAUGAUAAUCAAAAUUUGAGCGAAGUGAGCGAGUCAAUCAGCACCAGCACUACCGACCUUGCAAAUGCUUCAGAAAGGCAGAACGAAGCUACGCAGACCAGCCAGCCAGUGAUGGUGAAGAUCCACGUGGAGAAUUGCUCUCAGUGUCCCGACAAUUUAAUCUCGCAAGAGGCGUCUCCAGUCGCUGGCAAAGACAAUCUGUGCAAAGUUAAAAAAAAGACUGUAGCAGUUCAAGUUAAUUUUAAUUCUAUAGUUAACAAUUCUGUCGCUGACUCGCAUUGUGUGAAAAUAAGCAAGGUACGGUGUUGCAACAAAGCGACUCAGCGUGUGCAGAGCUUGAACUGGGGAAACAAGUGCAAUGACAUUGGUGAUAAUGAUAUUAAUUCAUGGAGUGGCAAAAAUAUGAAGAACCAGUCGACAAAUGCCGGCUCUGGUGUAAUUACCGGGGACAAUAAGGUCAAAUUACACGACAAAAGCAAUUCGGUGGACAGAGCGUCGAUAAAAAGCAAAAAAUUCUCGAACGCAGUCAGCCCGCUGAAGCAGUUCAACCGCUCCUCGCUGACCAUCGGCCCUGACAAGAUAACUGUUAAUCAAAACCUCAACUGCUACAAUAACAUCCGCCCGAUUCCGAGCUACUCUAACAAUCUGUCCAAGUACUCGCCCUGUGCCAGCAGACUGGCAGCCAGCUCCAAGAUUCUCGGGAAUACUUCUCCGACUGCUCUGAGUCCCGAGAGUCCUCUGCAUGGUGCCAGGCCCAAAAGUCCCCGAUUUGGCGACUCGCUCAGUCUCAGUGAUAGCAACAGUCCCAAGGCUCGGCUGCCGCAGGAGAAAAUGACUCUCCAAGCCAGUUUGUCAUUGAACAUUAAUCAGCUUAAAAAGCCGCACUCGACACCGCGUAGUCGCAGCGUAGGUGAUAGUUGCGUGACCUCGCCUACCAGUGAGGCAACUACGCUCAGAUAUUCACCCACUGGAACGGAAAUUCUAUCUCUCGAUGAAAUUGCACGGCAAAAACAACAGAUUAAAAUUCAGAAACACCAUCACAGAUCUAACAGUGUCUCCUUGUCCGCUCCAGACCUUAAAGCCUUGCACACCGACAGGCUCAGCAUGCCAAUUGAUAUUCGUAAGGCCAAUCUUGAGACAAAAUGUUAA